Haplochromis burtoni (Burton's mouthbrooder) is the source of this 3079-nucleotide messenger RNA. Its product is annotated as RNA-binding protein 25. The record is from RefSeq and is a predicted model, not a curated record. Gene Ontology annotation, cellular component: spliceosomal complex. Gene Ontology annotation, molecular function: mRNA binding. Gene Ontology annotation, biological process: mRNA processing; regulation of alternative mRNA splicing, via spliceosome. Bases 219 to 2681 code for a protein of 820 amino acids. Lineage: Eukaryota; Metazoa; Chordata; Actinopteri; Cichliformes; Cichlidae. The transcript is spliced from 18 exons.
CCCAUGAUUCAUUUCGGAAAAGAAUCGGUCCCAGUUAUUUGUAUCCGUAGAGGUUCUCGUUGCUCACCGAUGAAAAUUACAACGCUAAUCAUUAGCGUUGAGCUUUUCUGUCAGUUGACUUUAACUGGGCUUUAUUUGGACAAUUAACUCCGUAAUUAGGCUCCAGUUUUAUUUUACUCUUGGUGUACCGGGUAGGGUAGGUUUCUGGAGUCUUCAGGAUGUCGUAUCCUCCUCCGAUAAACCGCCAGCAGAUUGGUAUCCCACAGUUACCACCUAGGAUCCCCCCUCCACAGUAUGCAGGCUUUGCUCCUGCAGUCCCACCAGGGACUCCUAUGAUACCGGUUCAUAUGGGUGUAGUGACCCCCACACCCACAGUGCUCGUUCCAGCCACAGUUGCUGUAGCACAGAAGCCGAUGACUCCGAAGAAAGAGCCUGGCACGAUCAGAGCCAAGGAUACGGAGGACGGUGGCGGCCCCACCACCACUGUAUUUGUGGGGAACAUUUCUGAAAAGGCAUCUGACAUGUUGGUCAGGCAGCUUCUGGCUAAAUGUGGUAUUGUUCUAAGCUGGAAAAGGGUCCAGGGUGCCUCUGGGAAACUUCAAGCUUUUGGUUUCUGUGAGUAUAAGGAGCCUGAAUCCACACUGCGAGCCCUCAGACUCCUGCAUGAGUUGCUCUUGGGUGAUAAGAAGCUGUUGGUGAAGGUCGAUGCCAAGACUAAGGCUCAGCUAGAUGAGUGGAAGGCCAAGAAGAGGAGUGCAAAUGGGGGAGUCGGUGGCAGCGGGAAAAACGGGGAUGAAGACGAAGAGGAGGUUCUUGAUGAAGAAACCCUGCGUAGAGACCAGGCUGUGAAGGGGGCAAUAGAUGUCCUCAUCCGAGAGUAUGCAAGUGAGCUUAAUGCUCCCUCACAGGAUCCUGACAGUCAGCCUCGCAUCAAGAAGCGGAAAGAGAAGAAAGAGGAGGAGGAUAUCAAUGCCAUGGAGAUGGAGGAUGACAAGAGAGACUUGAUUUCCAGAGAGAUCAGUAAAUUCCGGGACACACACAAGAAAUUGGAGGAGGAAAAAGGCAAAAAAGAAAAGGAACGCCUGGAGCUGGAGAGAGAAAGGAGGGAGAGAGACAAAGAGCGGGAGCGGGAGAGGGAGCGCCGCGAUCGCGAGAAAGAGAAGGAAAGGGAGAGAGAGAGGGACAAGGAGCGGGAAAGAGACCGGGACCGCGACCGUGAGCGAGAGAGGGAUCGUGAACGCGAGAGGACGAAGGAGCGGGAGAGGGAGAGGAGUCGAGAUGUCAGUGAAGCUCGCAGCAGAUCGAGAGAGAGGUCCAGAGACGAUAAAAAACGAGACCGCGAAGAAGAUGAGGAGGACAUGUAUGAGCGGCGGAGACUUGAGAGGAGGCUUAGAGAUAAGGAAGCAGCUUAUCAAGAACGGCUGAAAAAUUGGGAGGUCAGAGAGAGGAAGAAGGCCCGUGACUAUAGCAAAGAUGCUGAGCGAGAAGAAGAGAGGCGUCGUGAAAUGAUGAAAGAAGCCAAAAGGCUCAAAGAGUUCCUUGAAGACUAUGAUGAUGACAGGGACGACCCAAAAUACUACAGGGGCAGCGCAUUGCAGAAGCGUCUUCGUGACAGAGAAAAGGAAAUCGAGUUGGAUGAACGUGACCGGAAGAGGGAGAAGGAGGAGCUGGAGGAAAUUAGACAAAGACUUCUCGCUGAGGGUCACCCUGAUCCUGAUGCUGAAUUACAGAGAAUGGAAGAGGAAGCAGAGCGCAGACGACAGCCACCUCUGAAACUUGAACCGGAGGAGGAUGUGAACCAGGAGAAAACUCACAAGGAGCGGGAGAAGAGGGGGUCCGGAAGGCCUGUGGAGCCGGAGCCUCAAGUUCCCCCGCAGCAUUCAGAUGACGAUGUGGAAGAGGCAGAUGAAGAUGAUUACCGCGAUGGCGAGGACUCACAAGAAGCCAAGCCGCAACUCAAACCCGCCAUGCGACCAAUCACCACUGCUCCCUCUGUGUCUUCUGCCAGUGGAAACGUUACUCCAAACACCCCUGGAAAUGAGUCUCUUUGUGGCAUCAUAAUUCCAGGCGAGAACACUCCAGAGGUCCAACCUCCAGAGGAACACCGGCCCAAGAUUGGCCUCAGCCUCAAGCUGGGUGCUACCAACAGUCCGAGUCAGCUCAGCGCAGGAAAGCGAAAGAAAUUAGCAACUGUGGACAGUGUUUUCAACAAGUUUGACGAAGAGGAGGCAGAUGAGCAGCCUCGCAAAAGGAAACUGGUUCCACUGGACUAUGGUGAUGAUGAAAAGAGUCUGGGGCUCGAUGGAGCAGAAAUUUCAGGGGCCAAAGGCAGCAUUAACACAGAGGAGAAACGGAAACACAUAAAAAGCCUUAUAGAGAAGAUCCCCACUGCCAGGCCAGAGCUCUUCUCCUAUCCUUUGGACUGGGCAAUGGUUGAUUCGACUCUGAUGGAUCGCCGCAUUAGACCGUGGAUUAAUAAGAAGAUUAUAGAGUACAUUGGAGAGGAGGAAGCUACAUUGGUUGAUUUUGUCUGCUCCAAGGUAAUGGCGCAUAGCACUCCUCAGGGUAUUCUUGAUGAUGUUGCUAUGGUUCUUGAUGAAGAAGCAGAAGUCUUCAUAGUAAAAAUGUGGAGGUUACUGAUAUAUGAAACAGAAGCAAAGAAGAUUGGACUGGUCAAAUAAGUAAACACGACUCUGACUGACUUCCUGAGCUUUCAGUUCUACUGUCUGCAGUUUUCUGGUCCAGCAGACUGUGAACAUGCCCACACGGCGCUCCAUUCCAUCGGCAAAGAGCUGGUGUGUGUGUGUGUGUGUGUGAGUGUGUGAGUGUGUGAGUGAGUGAGAGUGUGCGUGAGAAAGUCAAAAUUGUGAACUGAAAGGGUUUGGAAACUAAUGUGCUGCAUGAAAAAAAAAACUUUGGUUGUAAUUCUUUUAUUUGUUAGUGCCGUUCAGGAGGAAUUUCAUCCAUCUGUUCUACAAUGUGUUGGACACAUUCUGCUUUAAUUUGGUGGUGUUGUUUGGAGGCACUACUCCAUUGUGUGAACUAAUAAACAUGCUUUUUUAAAAAAAACAAAAACAUA